Cooperia oncophora is the source of this 1035-nucleotide messenger RNA. NCBI's taxonomy places the organism in Eukaryota, Metazoa, Nematoda, Chromadorea, Rhabditida, Trichostrongylidae. The record is from the annotation of a GenBank genome assembly.
AUGGGCGAGUCCACAAACAAAUUCACAAACGUAUUUAUAAAGAACUUUGGAGAAAGUCUGGAUAAGGAGGCGCUUCAGAGGCUUUUCGAACCGUUUGGUAAGAUUACUAGUUGUACGGUCAUGACCGAUGCCGAAGGCAAGUCGAAGGGUUUCGGUUUUGUCGCUUACGAGCAGCCAGAGCAGGCCGAGAAGGCCGUGCAAGAAAUGAACGACUACCAAAUUGAAGGCACCGAUCACAAACUAGUAGUUUGUCGCGCGCAGAAAAAAAGUGAGCGUGACGCAGAGCUUAAACGCAAGCAUGAUCUUCAGAAGGGGGUGAACUUGUAUGUGAAAAACCUUGACGAUACAGUCAACGAUGAAGCUCUCCGCAAAUACUUUGAAUCUCAUGGCAAGAUUACUUCGUGCAAGGUUAUGACCGAUGAGAGUGGUCGUUCGAAAGGCUUCGGAUUCGUUUGUUUUGAAAAGCCUGAUGAGGCUACUAACGCUCUCACUGAGAUGAACUCGAAAAUGGUGUGCUCAAAGCCAUUGUACGUCGCAAUGGCUCAGCGUAAGGAAGACCGUCGCGAGCAGUGUGUUGCUGAAUCUCAACCAAGAAGUCAGCGAAUGGGUGCGAUGAGCGAUUGCGCAAAAAAUAUCACAAACGAACAGAAACAGCUGCUCGGAGAACGUAUCUGCGCUCUCGUCGGAAGGUUGUAUCCGGGCCACAAGAACGCAGAGAAGAUCACUGGAAUGAUGCUGGAAAUCGACAAAUCGGAGCUUAUUAUGAUGCUGCAGGACUUGGAUCAUUUCAAGUCGAAGGUGGAAGAGGCGUUAUCGGUCCUUCAAUCGACGGAACAAAAACAGCUGCUUUGGGAACGUAUCUACGCUCUUAUUGCUAGGUUGUAUCCGGACCACAAGGAUACAGAGAAGGUCACUGGAAUGAUUCUGGAAAUCGACACUUUGGAGUUUACUAUGAUGCUGCAGGACUUGGAUCAUUUCAAGUCGAAGGUGGAAGAGGCGUCAUCUGCCCUUCGAUCGGCGGCCAAAAUAAACUGA